AUUGAGGAGUACGGAGUCGUGGGAACCGCGCAUGCGCACACCGCCUGGAAGUUAAGCCAAUGACUCCAGAGCUUGCAUCUCUCCAGACGCAGGAGCGAGACAACGAGACCGCGCAGAGAAGGAGGGGGGAGGAAGAUCGCUCCGCACAACCCAGCACGCUAUUGAUUCGUUGGAGGUUAAAGAAGGGAAGAGAAGAUGUUUGGCUUCCACAAACCGAAGAUGUACCGGAGUUUAGAAGGUUGCUGCAUUUGCAGAGCAAAGUCUUCUAGUUCUCGCUUCACUGACAGCAAGCGUUAUGAAAAGGACUUCCAGAACUGCUUUGGUCUGCAUGAGGCCCGAUCAGGAGAUAUUUGCAACGCUUGUGUGCUUCUGGUGAAAAGAUGGAAAAAACUGCCAGCAGGAUCAAAAAAGAACUGGAAUCAUGUGGUGGAUGCAAGAGCUGGACCGAGUCUUAAGACGACAUUGAAGCCAAAGAAGAUGAAAACCCUUUCUGGCAGCAGGAUGAAGAGCAAUCAGAUAAGCAAGCUGCAGAAAGAGUUGAAGAGACACAACUCUGAUGCCCACAGCACUACUUCAAGUGCCUCUCCAGCCCAGUCUCCCUGCUAUAGCAAUCAGUCUGAUGACGGCUCAGACACUGAGAUGACCGCUGGCUCCAGCCGCCCUCAUGUCUUCUCCUUCUUAGAUCCCAUUUACUGGAAAAGGCAAAAAAUUUGCUGUGGAAUUAUUUACACAGGCCGCUUUGGAGAAGUUGUUAUAGAUGCUCACCUCUUCAAACCCUGCUGUAGCAAUAAGAAGUCCACAACUGAGAAGCCAGAGCCACAAGGUCCCCAGUCUCCAACCAUCUCCAACCAGGAAGAGUGGUGACUUCCACAGCAGUUGGUGUAAAAAAGAACCUCUUUUUCUCUCUGGAAAGGCUUGAAAGUGACUUUCUCUUCACUUUAGAAGCCUGCUAUGCUGCCAAAAGACCCCCCCCCCCGUGACCUUCAACGGUUUGAGGAUUCCAUUUUUUUACUGCCUCAGUUCCACUAAUUCAGAAACCUGUUCAUAUCUCUCCCCCCACCCCCAAAUGACUGUAAAUAAUAUUUAAAAGGCUCUAAAAUCCAUAAUUGAGCUGAAUGCUGCUGCAAGUCAUCUUGGUUCAGCCUCUUUCCCCACACAUCUCUUCUUCAGAUGAAAGGCCAUAAAAGAGAAUUAAAAUAUGUAGUGUGUUUUUCUGAAAGAGAAGUAGUGCUCACAUUUUGGCAUGCUAAAACUUUUAGCCAGUAACCUUUUCUCCCUGUGAGGAAAAUACUUAUUACUCUUAGGCAUGGACCUGGGUUUGCUGAAGUUUGUACAAGACUUCCCUGCUCUGUAUAUGUUGUAAAGGUGGGGAGCUCUUAAUUUUUACUACUGAUGCUUCAACAGGGAUAAAAAGUUUUGCCUGUCCUGAACCCCAAGGCCAAGGGCUCAUCUUUCUGGCCUAGUAAAAGUCUGUAUGUGAAGGGACUGAGCAUGCAAUCAGUCUUUGGCAAACAAUAAAGUUUUGAGACUGGCCCAUUCAUUACCUUGGUACUGGAACAAGUUAACUUUUUUCUCUCCCCUGCCUGUUCCAGUGUGCAGUCCAUGUAUGAUUUAUGCAUAAAUAUUACAGACAACGUUCAGGGAGAUGAGGGGCUCCUUCAUGGUAUUGAAGGGACACCCUUUACAAAUGUUGGCCAGUUGUGUAGGGCUGUGAUGAUAACACAGUAUAUAUACUAAGUCCUUCUUUUCAGUACCUUGGUAUGGGACCAAUUAAGUGUAUAUUAUAAUUUGUGAUUGCUAUCUUUACCUGUCUAGUUCCACACCUUGAUAAGGACUGAGUAAAAAUCUGUCAAAAACUAGUAAAUUGCAACUGGGAACAGCAGUCAGUUUGUGCCUGGCAAGGUAAGAGGAGGUUUUAUAAUCCCAAUCCAACAGCAGAAUGCAAACAAUGCAGUAAUCACUCUUCAUUUUAUACAAAUUUUAUUAUUAAUAAUAAUAAUAAUUUUGAAGGCCAGUCACAAAAGCAAGCCCAUUCUAGCACAAGCUCAGGUUUAAGAUUCCUCUUCUGUAUUUCUGCACUGUUUGAUUAGCUUGGUUACACACCCAAGGAAGGAAAAUUCCAAUAAUAACAAACCCACCCACAUCCUUAUUAUAAAGUAUUAUCUAAAGAGAGAGAGUUCUAGGUAUGCACGGCAUUUGUUGGCAAAUAAGAGAAAGCGUUUUUAUUUCAGAUAUAUAUCCUGUAAAUGUGUGCGUAAAUUACUGUGACUUCUCUUUUUUAAAACAACCACAACCACCUAGUAUUGUCUAGUUAGAGCUAUUUCCCAAGUUCACGACACUAAAUGUGUAUAAUAGCCUUCAUGUACGAAGAGCCGUCACAGGCUGUAGUCAGUGUCAGUCCUUGUCUAUGAUCUUCUGGUCCCGGCUGCAAGUCCUUCCUGUUACCCCUCCUUCCCUCCUAAUCUCCCAGAAGUGCCUUCAGUCCUUGUUCCUUCUUCUCUUGUCCCCAGCCUUCAACACAAAACUGCACAGUUAAUUCCCCCCACUGCCUGCUUGUCCCGUUUUGGAUUUGCUUCUUCCUAAAUUCUGCCCUAGCACCUAUGGGCAAGCGGGCGUCUGCUAAGACUCCCAUGUUUCCCCCCAUACUUUCUCAGUCUGUACUGUGAGAGGGGAAAAGGGGGUUUCUUAAGCAUUGUCACUGUAGUAUAUUAGCCGUAGGACAAGGCACUUGGCUGAAUUCAGUUUUUCCCUGAAAUCUCAGCCAGCAUAAGAAUUAGAAUAUUGUUUGCUUUGUUUGAAGAUGAGAUUCCCAAGAUUCUGAUAAAAUACGCCAAUUGACCAAGGAAAGAGUUCUAUCAGCUUUGGCAAAUAAUGGCUUCCGCUGUAAGUAUGCUGCUGUAUUUAGCUCAUACGGAUUUCUCCUUUUAUUUGAAUAGCAUGAGAAUUUUGACUUGUUUUGUGCAGUGCACUACUACAAACAUAACUUUGUCCUUUUAUACUUUUUAUUAAACAAAAAAAUCCUAAGCUGAUGCAUUAGGAAAACAAAAUCUGAGCUAUUCUCUUCCUACCUUGUUUUUAGGGUUCCCUUAAUUGUGUCCCCCGCAUUUGUAAAUAGGAGAAAUAUUCUAAAGGGAGGAUAAGAUAGGUCUUUAUUUGUAACUGACUAGCUACUUGGCAGUUUUGCUGGGUUGGUAAUCUCUGAAGGAUUCAUAUAGGAGUCCCAGAUAUUUUUCCCCUCAUCAAUUUACAUGUUUAAGGUUUUAUUUUUUUGUUCGUUUCUGGGUUGUUGUUUUUAGUAAGCGUCAAUUGUUCUGUGCAUUUACAGCUACAGUAUGAAACAAUGUACUAUGAUAUGGAUCAUCUCGUCUACUUCUGUAUUUAUUUAUUUAUUACUACAACAGCAGACUGCUUUUCCCUCAGCCUCCUUCCUCCUCCUUCCUAUGUAGUAAUGCAAUAUGAAUUGUAUGUAGUUAUGCACUUUGUAUUAAUGUAGUAGAAAUCUAUGGAACCUGUUUUUAUACUUUUUAUAUUGUUCAUACACUUGUAAUCCAAACUUUUUUUUUACACUAGGGUAAUUAAUAAAAAAAUAGACUUUAUUUAGAAAAAUAA
Molecule: messenger RNA, 3609 nt
Organism: Podarcis raffonei (Aeolian wall lizard)
Lineage: Eukaryota; Metazoa; Chordata; Lepidosauria; Squamata; Lacertidae
Gene: SINHCAF
Product: SIN3-HDAC complex associated factor
Exons: 6
Coding region: 196-864 (222 amino acids)
Biological process (GO): negative regulation of cell migration
Source: RefSeq, a predicted model, not a curated record